This is a messenger RNA of Apis florea (little honeybee), 2004 nucleotides long. RefSeq lists its product as uncharacterized. NCBI's taxonomy places the organism in Eukaryota, Metazoa, Arthropoda, Insecta, Hymenoptera, Apidae. Gene Ontology annotation, molecular function: calcium ion binding. The record is from RefSeq and is a predicted model, not a curated record.
AAAAGGGGGUGGAGGAAAGGGGAACUGUGAGGGUGGUAAAGUACUCGUCAGUCGUGUGACGCGUUUCCCGCCGACAACAUCGGUUAUAUUGUCAAUAGAUUAAACCGCGACCGCAUUUCCAGUUUCCACGUGUUUCUCGCGUGUGUCUUAUGUGAUCUGACUGCUAUUGGCUAUUGCAGUUCCGCGGCAACCUGUAUUAUCGAUCGAACGUGCUUUGCGCACGUUGCCGCAGUUACUCGUGGCACCGCCACUACAUCGCACGUACUGUACAAUCGUCUUCGUAUUAACGUAACAUUGUGUGCCGAUUGGGAUUCAAUUUACGAUUUCUUUUGCGCAUUGCAGUCAUAAUCAUAAUUCACUAAUUAUAACAAUAUUGUUGUAUUAACGUUGUUCCUUUCUAUACGCUUUGUGUUAAAAUUACCGUCCAACCGCCAUGUUCUAUUUCAAAUUGUAUAUUUCGCGCAUUAGUGAAAAAGUUAAUUAUUUAUUUGAGCUAAUUAUUUGAGUUGACACAAGAAAAUAAAUCCAUGUAUCGUGAAUUGUUUAGUGUAAUUUUUUAUAGAUUUGUCUUCAAAAAGAAUUGUGACAUAAGAAUACUUUGAACUUGCUUCUUAUUUUUGACGAUCUUCGAUCGAUUUUGAAACUGUUUUAUCGAUGUUUUGUAUUCUUGAUUGAUUAUUCAUGUGGCGCCAAAACGGAAAAUAAAGAUAUGCUUUUGCUACCACACUGUAAAAAAUAAAAUAAAUUUAAAACUCAUUUUUUCAAAAUAGUUAAAUAUAGUGUAUAUAAUAAUAUAAUUACUAUGAUAUUCGUGAUAAGAUUUUUUUAAAAUACAAACCUAUUUGUGCUUCUAUAAUGGUGUAUUUCUAUAAGUGAUUUUGUUAAAAUGUGAAUAUUAUGAAUCUAUGUUUAUAAGAUUAUGGUGUUAUGGCUAAUAUUGUUCGUAUUUAAUAUCUUCGUUACUUUGUUGGAUACUCAUCUAUGGAAUACUACUUCAGUAUCAUUAUAUUCAAAUUAUAGAAGGAAACAGACGAAAGAGGGUGGAAUGAGGAGAUUUAUCCGGUGACCUCGUGCCACGCGUGGUAAUGCUACUGGCAAGCGGUGCUUCAAUACCGACCAUCGCCGGUACUGUCGAGGAGGAGGAAGAAUAUGCACGUAGCGAGGCGAACAGCGCACACUACGAUGGCUAUGUUACCGAUCAUACCGAUCUUGCUUCCGAAAUUGAUAUUGAUGAAUCCGAAUACAGACGGGAGCUUCUCAAUGAUAAAUGGCGAAUGCUCUUCGACAAGUUUGAUCCCGAAGGUUUUGGCGAGAUACCGGUGGAGGAUUUUUUAGCAGCUUUAAAGAGUGCCGAAUGGAAAACUGAAAUACCGCCAAAUAAACGGGAUAUACUUCUCACUAGAGCAAAGGAAUCACGUGUUGAAGCGGUAACGUUUCAGGAUUUCGUCAAUGUGAAGGUGAAUCUCACGCAGGUGAACAGGAGAACAACAAGCAUCCGAGUAGCAUACGAAUUCUUGAUCGUCAUCUUGACGAAAAAUUGCAAGAAAAAGCAUCUGAAGGUGGCUAGUACGCGUAACCCUUUGCAGUCCAGGUGGUUUCGCUGCUGUUGGUAACGAGAUAUCGGGGUAGAUUCAAGGAAGGGAGAAUAUGGCGAGAAAGAAAGAGGAGGGAAGCUGAGGUGAAAGAAGGCAGAAACGGGCUACAUAGUACGGGUAUACGCAACCUGCCUGCCCUUUGGCACCCGUGCCAGAUGUUUCUCUCAUUUCGGCUGCAAGAGGCAAGAAUGAAUCGGCCCACACUUAUAUUAGCAUUUUCUCUCGGUUUCGGAAUUUACGCAAACGUUCUAUUGACUAAAUUCGCUUUAUACACGACUCUUUCUCUCCCUAACGAUAAAUGAAAGAUACUUUGACGAUUAUCGAUUUUCUCGAGAGUAAUUCCACAGGAAUUUCUUUUUAAUUAGUUUACAAGUUGCUUGUUAAGUCACGUGUACUGGCCACUUGAAAU